UCAUCAUCCACAAAAUCAAGGAUUCCCCAACGUUAAAGGUAUUAUAAUUUUCCUAAAGGGUGCGACACUAACGAAUAAGUUUAGAUUCUCACCCUUAAAGUGCCCCAAAACAUCCCAAAAGGAGUCGCUCGCUCAUAUCUUCACCUUGCCCCUAUCAGGAUGAAUAUAAAAAAUUAUUUAUAAAGUAUUUGUCAACAACGAUAUGCUUAGUAGUAUUUUAAUAAUCAGAACUAAAAAAACUAAUUCAAGAUAAUAAACGAAGAAAUAAAAAAAAAAAAUAUUAAUAAUAAUCAUAAUGGCAAACACCGCUCAUUUAGUACGCAGACAAAGUUCACGGGAUUUAAAACCACAAAAAAGUGUUGAUCGACUUGAAAUGAAAGAAAUGCGUGGCAGACUGGUGGUCGAUAGUCGUAAAAAUCCAACAACUAAUUAUGGAACCGCAAACCCAGGAUUCGAUGACUCAAGUCCUAAUACCAAGGCUAAAAAACCCAAUGUAAGUGGUAACGUUAAUUUGAAUGUAAGUAGCAGUAUAGUUGAAAGUGGAGCAGCUAAAAUGCCAACUGGUAGUAGUGAAGGUAAAGGAAUAUUUCGUCCUGAAGCGGGCGAGGAUGAGCGAGAAAAUUGGGAUAGUAAAUUAACAUUCUUAUUGGCAACUGUUGGGUAUGCUGUUGGAUUGGGAAAUGUUUGGAGAUUUCCAUAUCUUGCACAAAAAAACGGUGGUGGGGCAUUUUUAAUACCUUAUUUUGUUAUGCUGGCAAUCGAGGGUAUACCGAUUUUUUAUUUGGAACUUGCCAUUGGACAGCGAUUAAGAAAAGGAGCUAUCGGGGUUUGGAAUCAGGUAUCGCCGUAUCUUGGAGGUAUAGGAAUAAGUAGUGCUGUUGUAUCUUUUAAUGUCGCACUAUAUUAUAACACAAUAAUUGCCUGGUGCCUUUUCUAUUUUGUUCAAAGUUUCCAGUCGGAAUUACCGUGGUCAGAAUGCCCGAAUAAAUAUUUUCAAAAUGGAUCAUACGCUCCGGAACCUGAAUGUCAGGAAAGCAGUCCUACGCAAUAUUUUUGGUAUCGUACAACACUAAUGAUUUCAAAGGACAUCAAUACUCCGGAAGUGUUCAAUUGGAAAAUAGCUUUGGCACUUGUUAUUGCUUGGAUUUUAGUUUACAUGUGUAUGAUAAAAGGAAUAGCAUCAUCGGGAAAAGUUGUUUACGUAACAGCAACUUUUCCAUAUCUUGUAUUAAUAAUAUUUUUCUUCCGCGGUGUAACAUUACCAGGAAUGUCGGAUGGUCUCCGUCACUUGUUUACACCAAAGUGGUAUACAUUAACAGAUCCGGUUGUGUGGCUCGAAGCAGGAACACAAAUAUUUUUUUCUCUUGGUUUAGCUUUUGGUGGACUAAUAGCAUUCUCUUCUUACAAUCCUGUUAACAAUAAUUGCUAUCGUGAUGCAAUAAUGGUCAGCUUGACAAAUUGUUUUACUUCAAUGUUUGCUGGGAUCGUGGUGUUUUCAAUUAUCGGUUUCAAAGCAACGAUGGUUUAUGAAAAAUGUCUAGCUGAUAGAAAUUUAACUUUAAUAAAUAUAUUCGGACAUCCGGAAAAAAUUCCCAUUGAAAUUCCACCAGCUGGUACAUUAUUAAAUUUUACAAACGGUAAUAAUAGUGUUGAUAACAUUAUCAUGCCUGAAAUUGCCGAGUGUGAUUUACAAAAAGAAUUAGAUAACUCUGCAUCAGGAACAGGUUUGGCAUUUAUUAUUUUUACGGAGGCAAUCAAUCAAUUUCCCGGUGCUCAAUUCUGGUCAGUAUUAUUCUUUCUGAUGCUUUUUACACUCGGUAUUGAUUCGCAAUUCGGGACACUGGAGGGUGUUGUAACGAGUAUAGUUGAUAUGAAACUUUUUCCGAACUUACGGAAAGAAAUUUUAACUGGUGUAAUAUGUUUAGUAUGUUGUAUGAUUUCAAUGGCAUUUGCUCACGGAGCUGGAAGUUAUGUAUUUGUCUUAUUUGACAAUUUUAGUGGUAAUUUUCCAUUAUUGAUAAUAGCCUUUUUUGAAUGUAUCGGAGUAUCUUAUGUCUAUGGAUUAAGACGAUUUGCUGAUGAUAUUGAAUUGAUGACGGGAAAUAGACCAGGAUUAUAUUGGUUAAUUUGCUGGAAAUAUUUAAGUCCAUUGGCAAUGUUAACUAUUUUAGUAGCUUCAUUUGUUGAAAUAAUAUGUGAAGGUAGUGGUUAUCAAACGUGGGUUCCUAAUAAAGGAGCAACUGAAAGACAAGAAUGGCCUACUUGGGCAUUAGUACUUAUAUUUAUUUUAAUAUUAGCAUCUGUACUUUGGAUACCGGCUGUUGCAAUAUUCCGAUAUUUCGGAAUUCAUAUUAUUGAUGACAAUGAAAAAGCAUGGUUCCCUGCUGAAGAUCUUAAAGAAUUUCAUGGUAUUGUACCCCAUGAAGUUACUGCAGCAGAGACAUUACUAUUUUGUAUCAGAGCUGAUGGCUCUGAAGGCCUAUGCUGCCCUACAGGAGGUCUUAAUGAUGAUGACGAUGAUAUAAAUAAUGGUAAUCUUACCUAGAACGUUAUUUAACGAUAUAAAAAUCACACCAACAUCCCAUCAAAUGACAAUAAAAAUACUUUUAAAUCAAGGUAACAUAAUUAUAAUAAAACUCGCUACUCUCGUUAUUCGAAUCAAAAAUUUCAUAUAUCAUGUUUAUAUUUUAUUAUUAAUAUACAUUUUAUCUUAUUUAUUUGUUUAUCUAUUAUUUUUUUUUUUCGGUUUGAUAAACGAUCGUAAAGUUAACCGUGUCAAUUAUGCUAAUAUAUCUAUAGAUAUAGUACAGUUGCAUAUUCUCUUGUUAGCUAGAGUUAAGUUUAUAAUAUUUAAUGCUAAUAGCUAUUAUUAAAAUUAAUAUUUAUUAUAUUGACGCAGAUCAUAUCGGAUGAUGUAUCAAAUUUAAAAAUUUUCAUAUCAAAGCUCUCGAGCAAUAUUAAUCUUAUGCAUCUUUCUCAUGGAAAAAAACUAUUUAAUAAUGUAUUACAGAAAGUAAACAUUACAAAGAAAAUAUUAUUACUUAUUAUAGGAAUUUUUUUAUAUUUAUUUAUUUUUAAAAUUUUCAAGAUAUAUUUUUAAGCUUUCAUUUAAAGAUUACUAAAAUUUUUUUAUAUAGUACAAAAUUUUUUCAUUAAUUUUUGAAGCUUAUUAUGUAUUGUUAUGCCUUGGAAAUUUUUCGGUAUCUUCUUGAAUAAUAACGACACUCGAUGUAAUCGAAAAAUAAUUAAAGCAUAAUCUCUAAUGAAAAAAUACAAUGAGACUAUUCAUAAAUAUGUUUUCUGUGAUUUAACCAUAUAUCGAGCUGGAUUCAAAUUCAAAAAAUACAGUACUAACUUUUUUUUUAAAAACCUUGAUUAUAGUUUUUGAUUAUUGCGAAUUUAUUAAAUCAAUAAUUUUUAUUUAUACAUAAAAAAAAAUCGAUUUUCAAUUAAAACUCAGGUUUUUCAAAUAACUAUCAGUUUUAAAUUUGAUAGACUCAUGGACAAGAAAAAAACAAAUCUUGAAGUGAAAUAAAAUAAAUUGUGAUUGAAUUUUUUCAAAAACGUUAAUGAUAAAAAACUUUCAAAAUUGAGACAAUUCUGAACUUUAAUUUGAACAUUUUUUGAACUUUUCCUAUGCGUUUCUUUUUAUUCUUUGAGCAAAAAUGAUUUGAUUUGACAAUUUUUUGGGUUUAAAGAACAUUAAAAAAAAAAGAAAUUAAUGAAGAAUUAUGAACAUUUACGACUUGGACUAGAAUUAUUCAGGUAUGAGUAAAAAAAAAAUGAAAAUUUAUUUAAAAAUAUUCCUAACGUAUCUUUACUUUUAUCAGAACUUUUUGGGACAUCAAGUUCAGAAAGUCUUAAUUUUGGAAGUUCAUUGUCAUAUCAUUUAUAGAACUAAUUUUUUGACGCGGACAUUUAUGAUUUGGAAAUUAAAAGUAUCGAAAAGUAAAGUAUAUAAAUAAGUUGGUCUAUAAUGAUAUUUAUAUUUUAUAUUUUCGACUGGUUCGAACUUGUUCUAUUCUUUAAGUAAUUUCCAUUAAAUUUCGAGGAAAAUUUUUAACAGUGUAAUUUUAAUUAUAAUAAAAUAUUUCUAUCGUAAUAGUGAUAUUUUAAUUCAAUUCUUUAAAUUUUAAUCAGUGGGUUUUUUUCAUGAGAAAAGAUUCAUAUCUGAUAUAACAGAAGUACCUAAUGGAGAAAAAAAAAUAUGAUAAAAAUAACAAAAAUAGAAAAAAAAAUAUUAAGUAACUGUACUGAAAUUAGUAUAGGAACCGUCCAUUGGGCAUGAUAUAUAGUCUCAAUUUAUUCAAAUGUUUUAAUGAUAUAAAAAAAAAGUUUAUGGUUUCAAAUAAACGGUAAUAACUUUUCAAAUAAGUGUUGCUUAUAUUCACAUAAACUACUAACGAACGACAAUAAAACGUCCACAUUUACCAUAUCAUUGAUGGAAAAAUGGACAAGUAUUUAUAUAAUUGACAAUAAUUUUACUGAAAUGUAAUGUUACCGCCAUAGUUAUAAUAAUGAAAAAAAAAAAAAAAAAAAUUAACGAUUGUUCAAUAAUUAAAAAUAAUCAAAGUGAUAAUAAUUGAAACCUGGAAAUAUUAACUAUAUUUAUUUAUUUAUUAAUAAUGCAAGUUUAAUGUAUAUUUUUUCAUGAUACCAGCAUCGAAACUUGAAGUUUCAGUGUCUCUACAGCCAGUCGAAAGAAGCUAAUUUCAGUCCAAUGCCACGAAUGAAUAUAAGAAAACGCGUAAAUUGUGAAUGCCUUCAGUCAACGGGCAGAAACAAACUUGUUUUGACCUUGGGGUAAAAACAAAUAAUGUUUCUGUCCACUGACUGAAAGCAUUCGAAAAUUUAAACUCUGAUACUUGUCAUUUAAUAGUGAUUUCAGACCAUUACUUUUAUUUACGUAAAUGACAGUUCUGACUAAUUAAGUUUUAUAAAAAUCAGUGUGAAUAAUAAUUAGUAUUUAUAGUUUCUGUUAAUUAAUAACUGCAAAUGACAAUUUAUGCUUACGCUAAUAGUUGAUGAAUAAUCACACUAUUGGUCUUAGAUUAACUUGUUUCUGACUAGCUGCUAACAAUGAAACUUUAAGUUCCGAUGAAGGUAAUCAUGAAAAAUAUUGUGUGUAACUCAGGAUGCAACACAAUUUCAAACUGCGGGUGAUGUCAGCUCUUAUCUACGACUCGAGCAGCCAACUUCACCCUGGUCUGAAAUCAUUUUGUUUUAUCCCUUGUCACACAAUAUAUUAUUUUUUAUGCUUCCAUUAACUAUAUCCAUUAAAACAUAUCGACGUUAGUCUUUUUUAGUAAAAUAAUUAUUUCGCGACCUCAUGCCUUCUACUUUAAUGUAUGUACAUUCACUUCAAUUGUUCUAUCUACAUAUAUAUGUACACAUAUCCUAACGAUUAAGUAUCACCUAUACCAUAUCGAAAGAUUUAGAUAUGUGUAGAAUUGUGUUAUGCAAGGAAGAUAUACAAAAAUAACGUUGCCAUAAAAUCUACUGGGCGAUAAUACUUUGAAUGGAAAAAUAAAUAAUUAUUAAUCGAAAUACGUUAAUCUUAAUAAUAAAAUAUUAAAAUUAUAAUAGUCAUAAGUUAAUGAAGAAAUGAAGAUAAAAAAUUUUUUUUUGUUCAAACGUUUUUGCUUAAAUUUAAAACAAAAGUUUAUGACUGAUCACCCAUAUCGGAGAAAUAAAUAAAAUCGAUAAAAAUAUACAGAAGGUGUAAGAAAAAAAAUAUAUAUUAAUCGCUAUAUAGUCAUUUAAUUUAGUUUUAUGGUAAGUUUAGUAGAAAAUAUAAAAAAAGUAUAUAUAUAUAUAUAAAGUUGUAAAUAGUGAUAAAAUUCAUGCGCACAGAAAAAUGAUUAAUGGAAUUAAAUUUUAAAUUUAAUAAAAGAAAAAGAAAGAGUAAAACAGAUUUAAAUAGUAGAUACAUAAAAAUGCUUGUUAGCGUAACGAUUAAUAAAAACUGAAAAAAAAUACCAGUUGACAAUAAGAUCAUUUGAUCAUUUGACAAUAAAUAAUAUGGUAUUUUGAUAUUAUAAAUUUUAGUCGUAUGCACGGAAAAAAAGUAAGCAAAAAUUACUAUGCGGAAAGUAACCCAAACUAAUGGGAUCCGAUAGCUUUGACUUUUGACAAAAGUUAAAAAUUACUAUUCAAUAAGUAAAAUUUGCUAUCAUCAAUUGAAAAUUACUGACCGUUAGUAUCUUUUAUUUAUGGAAUAGUAGUUUUUCACUUAUGCCAAAAGUAAAAGCUAUCGGAUUUAUUAAUGGCUUCGGAUUACUUUCCAGAUAGUAAUUGUAGCUAAAUUUUGAAAUCCGUUUUUUUCCGUGUGUGAAUAACCUUUUGACAAUAAAAUGUGCUUUACUUUGUUUAUUGAAAUAAUAUAUAUUUUAUUUAUUUAUUUAUUUUAUUACUGUUAUAUUAUGUAUGAUACAAAGAUGGACAUUAUAUGUUUUGCUUCCAUUUUCGUAGUAUGUUAUUUAUUUUUAUUAUAAACAUUAGUCAACGGAUAAAAGAUAACAACAAACAUUACAAUUUCACGUAGUAAUAAAUGCGAGACUUCGAAUAGAAAACCGAAAUCUUAAAAAAAAUUCUGUAAAAAUUACAGUUUCAAAUAAUAAUAGCAUCAGGACGUUGUAAAAAUUUAGUUAAAAGUACAUCUAAAACUGGGAAAUUUACUACUUAGAAUUCAAUUUAAUAAAAUUAUGGUAAAAGCUGUGAUUUUUACAAAAUUUUUUCAAAUAUUUCCAGUUUUCGAUUCGAAGAGUGGCAUUAUUAUACAAAAUUGUAAUUUGUGUUGUUUUUUUUUGUUUCCGUGUAAUUAUUCUAAAUUAAUAAUCAUAAUGUUAUUAUAAAAUAAAAACUAAGAUAUAAUUGUUCAUAUAAUACAAAUAUAUCUUAGAUUUUUAGUAAUUGUUACAGUAAAAUAUUUAUUGAUGAUUUUCGAUGAAAAUAUACGAUACUUAAGUAAGUGAAGUAAGUAAUAUUCUAUAAUAAAUAUAACAUAAAUUAAUUAUAUAUAAAAUAUACAUGUAUACUUACAAUGUAUACUUCAAAGUUGUAUAUACAUUGUUGUCAGUUGAUGUUAAAUAAACGACAUAAAAAAA
Messenger RNA from Microplitis mediator, 7106 nucleotides. RefSeq names its product sodium-dependent neutral amino acid transporter B(0)AT3. Lineage: Eukaryota; Metazoa; Arthropoda; Insecta; Hymenoptera; Braconidae. Gene Ontology annotation, biological process: sodium ion transmembrane transport. Bases 296 to 2545 code for a protein of 749 amino acids. The record is from RefSeq and is a predicted model, not a curated record. Gene Ontology annotation, cellular component: plasma membrane. The transcript is spliced from 10 exons.